AGACGCAUGAAAUUAUACAAAUCCACAGAGACAAGAUAAAAGGUACAUACUUCAAGUGACCUAACCUAGUGGAGUAGAUCUAGUCACGUGUCGAAUAGUUUAACUUGCCUUUUGCACCGCCUCCUAUUGUGAUACAUACCCCACCCGCACCAGAGGUUUGAUCCGCUUAGACUCCUGACACCGUGCAACAAUCCCCGACCGUAGGUGACCUUUAGGUACCGACUGUAACCUAGCAUACUUCCUAGCGCACUUUCGAGCCCUGCCAACAGCUGGAUAACACCUGCCUUACCUAAGGCAGCAAGGUACCUGCUUACACCGUAGGCCGCAGUUUAUUACACUUCGACAGUUUUAGCAGCAAUCCGACCGCCCGCCUUAACGAUUGCCUUAACAAUUGUACCUAAUUCCCCCCCAUUUACAACUCCACCACUCAGACAGCCAGCCGAAACUGUGAUAACGGACGAGAUUUGGGAACUGUCCGUAGAGAUUUUUUCAACAUUCGACUCUGGACUCUGGACAUAGCGCCGACCUCGACUUUUUGUUAUAGUUGCGUCACAUAUAGGCCCCACGGUCUAGCUCCUUUUUAUCUAUCACCGCCGCUACAGUGCCUCCUGUUCUCUUUGACAGUCCUUUACCUUACCUCGACCGCAAGUUUAUCGCCCAACAUGGCCAACGACGAAUAUGAUUUCCUCUUCAAAGUGGUGUUGAUUGGAGACUCCGGCGUCGGAAAGUCCAACCUACUUAGUCGAUUCACCCGUAACGAGUUCAAUCUAGACUCCAAGUCCACGAUUGGCGUCGAAUUUGCGACUCGAUCCAUCCAAGUCGAUUCUAAGACGAUCAAGGCGCAGAUCUGGGAUACUGCAGGCCAGGAACGAUAUCGCGCUAUUACUUCUGCGUACUACCGAGGUGCAGUCGGUGCGCUCCUUGUCUACGACAUCAGCAAGCACCAGACCUACGAGAAUGUCACAAGAUGGUUGAAGGAGCUCCGAGACCACGCCGAUGCCAACAUUGUCAUCAUGCUGGUCGGUAACAAGAGCGAUUUGCGGCACCUCCGAGCGGUACCUACGGAGGAGGCCAAGGCGUUUGCUAGCGAGAACCAUCUCUCUUUCAUAGAAACUUCUGCUCUCGAUGCCAGCAACGUUGAGCUUGCCUUCCAGAACAUCCUUACCGAAAUCUACCGCAUCGUUUCGAGCAAGGCGUUGGAUAGCGGCGAGGGUGCCCAAGCCCCGAUGGCAGGCACCAACAUCUCGUUGAGCAAGUCUCCUGACGAUGCCGCGAAACAGGGUGGGAAGUGCUGUUAGUUCGAUACUCGCGACGAGAUGAUACGACGGUUAUACGGUUGAUAUGACAUUACGUAUAUGGCGUCACGUAUGGCCCGGAACGAAUACAUUUGUGACAGGGUGAUGCGUCAUGGGGUUCGGGAUAUUGACCUUACACAGGACAUGGCUCUCUUAUUUUGUUUUCCUGCUUUUACUGAUGUUCGUGGCCGUAGCCUAAGAUUUUGACAACUAGGGGUCACGGACGAUGUCUAAUCUAACACACCCGACGUAGUUACUAAAUUCCAUCUUUCUCUUGCCCCUACUAAUAUAUGACUGCCUAUUUGCUGUGCAUGUUUGUUUGUUUUUUUGUUUUUUUUUUGUUUACUAACUAACGUCCAGCCGUAGCCUCAUUAAUCAACGUGGCUUUUUCAUCUUACCGAUGGGUUGGAUUGAGGAUCACAUGUCUCGGAAGAAAAGUUGUAAG
This is a messenger RNA of Daldinia decipiens, 1740 nucleotides long. Its product is annotated as ras family protein. Lineage: Eukaryota; Fungi; Ascomycota; Sordariomycetes; Xylariales; Hypoxylaceae. Gene Ontology annotation, biological process: exocytosis. Bases 663 to 1298 code for a protein of 211 amino acids. Gene Ontology annotation, molecular function: GTPase activity; GTP binding. Gene Ontology annotation, cellular component: recycling endosome. The transcript is spliced from 6 exons. The record is from RefSeq and is a predicted model, not a curated record.